ACAGUGUCAAAUAUGUCAAAUUUGUUGUGUCCUGAGAGGUUAUACCAUUUUUGAGAAAAUAAUCAAAUAAAAUUAUAUUUACAAUUCAUAAUGAAUAGACAACUCUUAAAAUUUAUAAAUCCGUUAUCAACUUUCACCCGUUCAAAGGGCUAUAGAGCUCCAGGUGGAAUUCGUUAUCCAGGAGGCAUAGUGUACUAUCCAAGACAACCAGAUCACAAAGAUCCUGAAUAUACACCUUCAAAGUUGUUCAGAGUAGAAAGGAUCAAAUCAACAAAAAACUUUCCAUGGUGGCAGAAAAAAAUUUUAGCUGACAUGAAAAUUCAUGAAGAGGGCAAAGUAACAAUAGUCAAAAACAUACCGGAAAACAAUAUGAGAUUGUGGAAAGUAAAACAUUUGAUUAAAGUGACUCCUAUUACUUUCCCAUAUGGAGAACCCACUAAAGAUGACAUCAAUUACACAAUCUUGAAAGAAAAUGGCCAGUGUAUAGUUAUGAAGACUUUGGAACCUGCACCCAAACAGAUUGAAGCAUUAGAGGAAUUCCACACAGAUGAAAAGAAAAUGGACUCUGAUACAAUAAAGAGAGAUUCUAGGUAUAAAUGGAAUAAUGCAUACAAUGGAGGAUUUUAAUUUAAUUGCUUUAGAUAUUUAAUAAAAUAUGUAGUGUUUAUAA
Molecule: messenger RNA, 670 nt
Organism: Ostrinia nubilalis (European corn borer)
Lineage: Eukaryota; Metazoa; Arthropoda; Insecta; Lepidoptera; Crambidae
Gene: mRpL30
Product: large ribosomal subunit protein uL30m
Exons: 3
Coding region: 91-627 (178 amino acids)
Biological process (GO): translation
Cellular component (GO): mitochondrion; large ribosomal subunit
Molecular function (GO): structural constituent of ribosome
Source: RefSeq, a predicted model, not a curated record